CUGAUGUUUAACUAAUAAAUAAUGGCGGGGCAGAGACGCGUUCACGACGCGGUUAUCACCUGAUCUGCCCGCUGGCACGCGUUGUUGAUAUAACCUGUUCGGGACUAGUUUUGUCCCAGCCUGAGGCAAUCAUGUCAACCACCAAAACAACACCAGCCCCGGCAACCCUCCAGCAGCAGCAUUAUUUGCGACUCUACCGGCCGCAUUUUUCUUUCAACAUCCCACAACGCUGACUUUUCUUGCUCACUCAAUUCACGUUCUCUUUACUUUCUUUUCUUCUAUUUUCUUGGUGUUUGGAACAAGUUUCUUGACCCAACGGGAGUGAUUAGGGUGACCUGAUCUUGCGUCAUUACCGUUCAUAGAACAUACUAUACUUCAUUCUUUUGAGGCUAAGUCCGGCUGCGCGCACAGCAGAACCUCACCACGAUGGUCUCCGGCUUUCGACGGCUUGCCGCCGAUCACGCUGCCCUUCACAACCAGGAUCUGCCCCCGAAUUACCUCUUCCUACCGAAAACUGCGCUGUCAUCGUCGUCUGAUGACUUGACUCAGCUCACCAUCCUGCUGGCUGGACCCCAAGGCACUCCUUACUCUCAAGGUCUAUGGCGGCUUCACCUGAAGGUGCCGGAGGACUACCCGAAAAGUCCACCAAAGGCAUCUUUCAAGACCCGCAUAUGGCAUCCGAAUGUCGAUGAAGCGACAGGAUCUGUUUGUGUUGAUACGCUCAAGAGAGAUUGGAAACCCACCUUGACGCUGAGAGAUGUCUUGGUUACAAUCUCAUGCCUUCUCAUCUACCCCAACCCCGACUCUGCGCUGAACUCGGCGGCUGGCGCUCUGUUGCAAGAAGACUAUGAGACCUUCUCCCGCCAGGCAAAACUCAUGACCUCGAUCCAUGCCCCCGUGCCAGCUGACAUGAAGGAGGCUGUGCUUGAGGCGAAACGAAGGGGAGAAGAUGCAGGCACGACUAUUCGCGAGGACGAUGAACCUCGACCAACCGGACUGCGAAAAGCGUCUACCACGCAUAAAGUUAUUAUGAAAAAGAAACCGGCAAAGGACGGGCACGGAAGCAUCCAACCAGUGGAACCAGUGAGACCCCAAGUUGGCAGAAGUGCUGUAGAUGAAACGAGUGCUGGAGAGCAGGAUGUGAACAUGGAUAUGUCUGAAGACGAGGAUGUCGAUCCAGCAAGCGCUUCGAAAGAGAAUGAUCCGUCUCUAUCGCCCUCGCCAGUGGCCAUUGUUCCACCGAGCCCUAGGAAGAGCGUUCAGGGGAAGAGGCCUCUUUCUGUCCUAGCGACAUCAACAGACCCAGACAUGGUCAUGGUCGACGCGGACGAUGAUGAAUUCGACGGGAUGACUGCCUCAGAGAAGAACAUUGCUGCGAACGUACCUAUCGAGGGCGGCCAAUACCAUCUGUUACCGAGAAAGGCAUCAAAGUUAGGCGAGUUAAGCAGAGGAGCCAACGCACAGGAAGCCACAGACUUUACUGCUUCGGCCAGACAACAAGUCUACGACGAUCUCAACGAGUCACUCCGCAUCCCACGCCGCAACAGUGGCGAAGGCAAAGAGAACUAUGGAUUGAGCGCAGGUUCGAAGGAGAAAAGCACAUCGAUGAAAAGGGCUUUGACGGGACCCGCGAGUCCUACCUCUUCAACACUACCACCGACUUCCACAUUGCUCCAUCCUUCAAAAGUCUCCAAACCCGCUUCUGGCAUUCGCAAAGUGUCUGCAGCUGCUGGAAAGGCCAAACCCAGAGUGGGUGUCCGCAGACUAUGAGCAUCAUAAUAUCAUAUCUGUGUCGCAUCCUUGCUUCGGUAACAACAACAUCAUAAAGCACGCAUGAGACCGAUCAUAUGUGCAUACCGAUCGGGGCUACUGCACGGUGCAUUGGAGUUUUGC
Molecule: messenger RNA, 1893 nt
Organism: Paecilomyces variotii
Lineage: Eukaryota; Fungi; Ascomycota; Eurotiomycetes; Eurotiales; Thermoascaceae
Product: putative ubiquitin conjugating enzyme E2
Exons: 3
Coding region: 427-1770 (447 amino acids)
Biological process (GO): protein polyubiquitination; ubiquitin-dependent protein catabolic process
Cellular component (GO): nucleus
Molecular function (GO): ubiquitin conjugating enzyme activity
Source: RefSeq, a predicted model, not a curated record